UUGUCCCGGAAGUUGCGUAGAGCGGGGAGAUUUGAAAAACGUAAACAAAGGUGCUGACGUUGUGUGUCUGUUUUCACUCGGAAACGCAACCAAGAUGUUAAACAAAGCCCCCAAAUUAAAAAGUACAAUUAGAACAAAAGCGAGGGGCCACAUAAACAUCAGUCCAGCGUCAGAAGCGAUGAUUGAAUUGCUGACGUUGGUGUUCCUGAACAGUCUGGCGGAACAGGCAAAGGCUGCAGCCUUUGAGGAGAGAUCGGCGACGAUCAGGGAGCAUCACGUUAAAGCCGUUUCAAAGAAAGCUUUGAAAAAGGCAAGAGGAUGAAGAGAACAAAGACGUCUCAAAGGACAACAGUUUUUUUUUUUUUUACUUUUGUUUUUCUGCCAUAAGGGUCUUUAGAUAAUUUUCUUUUACAUAAACAUUACAAUCAAAAUUGAUUUUUUUGUAUAUAUUUAAAGCCUUUUUUUUAAAGCUGUAUAUAAUCAAAUAAAAUCUAUAAACCUGAUUCAUAAAUUUGAAUUGGGCAGCGUUCGUCUCCUCCGUCACGGUUUUCUUCUUCAGCUGCACGCUUGACAAACUCUUUGAAUUCCUCACCUUUUCACGCCCUGCAGAUCCUCUGCGCUCCAGAUCAGAUUCUGCUGGUUUUCUCCGCUGGGUUCCUCACAGCCAGAUAUUUGUGUGGUAAACGUGUGUCAACACUGCUGUAAUAAAUUCAUCUGUUUUGCAAAAUA
Molecule: messenger RNA, 729 nt
Organism: Oryzias melastigma (Indian medaka)
Lineage: Eukaryota; Metazoa; Chordata; Actinopteri; Beloniformes; Adrianichthyidae
Gene: cenpw
Product: centromere protein W
Exons: 3
Coding region: 95-322 (75 amino acids)
Biological process (GO): mitotic cell cycle; chromosome segregation; kinetochore assembly
Cellular component (GO): nucleoplasm; kinetochore
Molecular function (GO): protein heterodimerization activity; DNA binding
Source: RefSeq, a predicted model, not a curated record